This is a messenger RNA of Jatropha curcas, 2008 nucleotides long. Lineage: Eukaryota; Viridiplantae; Streptophyta; Magnoliopsida; Malpighiales; Euphorbiaceae. The record is from RefSeq and is a predicted model, not a curated record.
GCACAUUACUCUUGAGUAUUUGUAGCGCUAGGUUUGGAAAACAGCAUAGCGUCCGUGGCCGCCAUGAAACUGAGCUUGCGUUUACCACCGGCGUCCUUUUCUCCUUUCUCUCAACGCUUCCUCAAAUCGUUCUCUUCCUCACUAUCUUCUUCUCCUAUUGAAGGAGAAGAAGGUGCUCUAUCUCCUCAAGAAAGCUUCCUAAUCGAUAAAUUUCACUCUCUAAUCAAAGACCACUACCGCAAAAGCCCAAAUCUUAGCUAUCCGACCGUUCCACCAUCUUUCUCCCUUGAUUUCUCCCAAAUCUCCACCUCCGUCUCCCCUUCCAUCGCCCACCGCGUCAUCGAGAAAUGCGGUGCUGUUCGUCACGGCAUCCCUUUCAUCCAAACUCUUGCAUUCUUCAAUUGGGCCACCUCUCAGGAUGGAUUUGCUCACUCCCCCGAACCUUACAACGAGAUGGUCUCUCUCGCUGGUAAGGUCAGGCAAUUUGAUUUGGCUUGGCGUGUAAUCGAUACAAUGAAAGCUAGAAAUGUCGAAAUCAGUAUCAAUACCUUCGCGAUUCUCAUUCGCCGUUACGUUCGAGCUGGAUUGGCUGCAGAGGCAGAACACGCGUUUAAUCGAAUGGAGGAUUAUAAUUGUAAGACUGAUAAGAUUGCGUUUUCAAUUUUGAUUAGUAUUUUGUGUAAGAAACGAAGAGCCACUGAAGCUCAGUCAAUUUUUGAUAGUUUAAAGCAUAAGUUUGAGCCUGACGUUAUUGUUUACACUGAUUUGGUUCGUGGUUGGUGUCGGGCUGGAAAUAUAUCAGAAGCUGAGAGAUUGUUUAGGGAAAUGAAAAUGGCUGGUAUUGAGCCUAAUGUUUAUACAUACACCAUUGUGAUUGAUGCUUUAUGUAGAUGUGGGCAAAUUACCCGAGCUCAUGAUGUUCUUGCAGAGAUGCUUGAUGUGGGGUGUCAGCCAAAUUCAGUAACUUUCAAUAAUUUGAUGAGGGUACAUGUUAAAGCUGGUAGAACUGAUAAGGUAUUGCAAGUGCAUAAUCAAAUGAAGAGAUUGGGAUGCUCUCCUGAUACAAUUACAUAUAAUUUUCUUAUAGAGACUCAUUGUAAGGACGAGAAUCUUGAGGAAGCUUUUAAGGUGCUUACUUCUAUGGUUAAGAAAGGGUGUAGUCCAGAUGCCUCCACUUUCAAUACUUUAUUAGGGUGCAUUGCGAAGUUACGAGAUGUGAAUGCUGCUCAUAGGAUGCAUGCUAAGAUGAAGGAGUUGAAGUGUAAGCCCAAUACUGUGACAUACAAUAUCCUAAUGCAGAUGUUUGUUAAUUCAAAAUCGACUGAUAUGGUUCUGAAGCUGAAGAAGGAAAUGGAUGAGAAUAAUGUUGAACCUAAUGUGAAUACUUACCGUGUUUUGAUUUCAAUGUAUUGUGGAAUGGGACAUUGGAAUAAUGCAUAUAAGUUCUUUAAAGAGAUGAUCGAGGAGAAGCAUUUGAGACCGAGUCUGCCUGUUUAUGAAACAGUCCUGCAGCAACUAAGGAAAGCAGGACAGUUAAAGAAGCAUGAACAAUUGGUGGACAUUAUGGUAGACAGAGGUUUUGUUACUCGUCCUUUGUAGAAGCUAUGUCGCUAAAUUAGGUCAUAUUUACUUCUUUUUGUAGCUCUGAUAUUUCUUGUUAAGAUACUCUGUUUAUGCUUUAUGAUUUUUAAGGGAAUAAAUAGCCUUUGAUAGAAUGUACUUUUCAAUCAUGCAGAAAAGGGUUCUAUAAUUUACUCAACUGGAGCUUGAAUAGCUAUAAAUCAUUUGAGUGGGACAACUCUUUCUGAGUACCUGUUUAAUUGUUUCAUAUAAAUUGAUUGUGUUUUCUGAUUACUGCGAGGAAGUCAUCAAGAAGACCUUCAGCAACCAGAUUGCCUCGAAUCGUGUCUAAGGUCCCAUUUGUCAUACUGUAUAUACUGAUUGAAUAUUGAAAUUGAUGAUGCUGUGCAACCAUAUGAUAAAUUAAUUGUAUAUAUUCUGUUGCUAA